AUGGGUUUGAACGAGAAAUCGGCUGUGACGAAGGAGCAGAAUGAUCGUCACAAAAAGAUUUUGGACGGCCUAUUGAAGCUUCAGGAAAACAGAGAGUGUGCUGAUUGUCACUGCAAGGCGCCGCGAUGGGCGAGUGUGAACCUGGGCAUAUUCAUGUGCAUCCAGUGCUCCGGCAUCCACCGCAGCCUCGGAGUCCACAUUUCCAAGGUCCGCUCGGCCACUCUGGACACAUGGUUACCGGACCAAGUGGCAUUCAUGCAAGCCAUGGGCAAUGCCAAGGCGAACGCGUACUGGGAGGCCCGUCUUCCGCCCUCCUUCCGCCGCCCCUCUGAAAACGACAAGAUUGGCCUAGAGAGUUUCAUUCGUGCCAAGUACGAGCAGAGGCGGUGGGGUCGCAACCACGGUGGUGUUCAGUCAUCAGCCAAGCCUCCUGCUGCUCCACGCGAACCAGCUGAUCUCUUUGACCUCCUCUCUCUCAACGAUCCCUCUCCUGCUGCCGCUCCUGCUCCUGCUGCGCCUGCUCUUACCAGCACCACCACGAUCACAACGGAGUGGACUGCCUUUUCAGACACAACCCCUUCCACCAUGGCAUCCUCUGCCGUGCAACCAGCAGCAGCAGCCACUGCUGCUGGUUCUUGGUCCUUCACCACUCCCACUGCUGCAGCUGCUGCUACGGCCGCUACAGCCGUUGCACCAGCUGCUACCACUAUGCCGGCCAUGUCUACAGCCACCAGCGGCAGUGCCAAAUCAGACAUCCUCAGCCUGUUCGAGCAUCAGCAGCAACAGCAGCAGAAAAUGAUGAUGAUGAUGCAGCAGCAGCAGCAGCAGCAGCAGCAGCUGCAGCAGCAACAGUAUGUGGCAGCAGCGGGAGGGGGAUGGGGCCAAACUGCUGGUGCUGGUGGAAAUGCCAUGUGGCAUGGGGGAGGUGGGGGGUUGCAGAUGCAGCAGCUGCAGACCCAGUACAACAUGCAUAUGCAUGCAGGAGCACAUGCCAUGUCCCAACCCCAGUUCCCUGGAACAUACAUGCACUCUGCCACUUACUUGAACCCUGCCGCCGCUUCGACUGCUGGAGCGUACAGUGGUUACUCGGGCGGUUACCCCACACAGCCUAUGACGCCUCCUAGCAUGCCACAUCAGCUGCUCAUGGCGUCUAGGGAGAGAGCAGGGAGAGAGCAGGGAGAGAGCAGGGAGAGAGCAGGGAGGGAGCAGGGAGAGAGCAGGGAGAGAGCAGGGAGGGAGCAGGGAGAGAGCAGGGAGAGAGCGGGGAGGGAGCAGGGAGAGAGCAGGGAGAGAGCAGGGAGGGAGCAGGGAGAGGGCAGGGAGAGAGCAGGGAGAGAGCAGGGAGAGAGCAGGGAGAGAGCAGGGAGAGAGCAGGGAGAGAGCAGGGAGAGAGCAGGGAGGGAGCAGGGAGAGAGCAGGGAGGGAGCAGGGAGAGCAGGGAGAGAGCAGGGAGGGAGCAGGGAGAGAGCAGGGAGAGAGCAGGGAGAGAGCAGGGAGAGAGCAGGGAGAGAGAAGGGAGAGAGCAGGGAGAGAGCAGGGAGAGAGCAGGAAGAGAGCAGGAAGAGGGCGGGGAGGGCAGGAAUAGGGCAGAGAGAGGGCAGGGAAAAAGCAAGGGGAGGGAGCAGGGAGAGAGUAGGCAGAGUGGGAUGUGUGGGGUGGGUAGUAGUGGUACUGUUUCUUCCUUUAUUUCUAGUCAUUAUCUCCAUGAUCGCUCUCUCGACAACCCCAGCCCUCGCGGCGCGUCACCGAGCAGCUCCCACCGAGACAUUGCUGCAGAAGGCUGUCAAAGCGCGAGCUCUCGCCGACAAAGCCGCCGCAGCAGCCACAGAGGCCGAGGCGAUCGCGGAGCAGCGCAGACAAGACGAAGCCGCGGCGCUCGCCGACCUCAACGCCGCCAUAGCCGCCGCGGACGCCGCCUCCGCCGCGCUCACCGCCGCGAGAACCGGCGCGACGUCCGCGGCCGCGGCGAAGGGAAACGCGAAGAAAUCUCUCGACGCCGCGAAAAAGCAGCUCGACGAAAUGAAGAAAGCGCGCGAAGUGAAGUCGAAGAACGUUGACAAGAAAAAAGCUGACGUGAAAACCGCAGAGGCGAAGGUCAAAGCGGCGCAGCAGAAGCUAGACAAAGUCAACGCGGAGAAAACCAAGCAGGAGAAGAUCGCGGCGGACGCGAAAGCAGCGAGCGACGCGGCGGAGCAGGAGGCGAAGAAGAAGAAGGGCGACAAGGCGUUGGCGAACAAGGCGAAGAAAGCCGGCGACGACGCGAAGAAAGCCAAGGAGCAGGCCGACGCGCUCGCGAAGGAGGCGCUCGCGGCGGAGCAGGUGCUAGCGGCGGCGGAGGACGCGGCGGAGAAGGAGCAGGACGAGGCGAGCGCGGCGGAGAGCGCCAGCGCGCCGUCGGACGCGGAGCUGGAGAAGGAGGACGAGGUGGCGGAGGCGGCGGAAGACGCACAAGAGGCGGAGGCGGCACAGAAGGCGGCGGAGGUCAGCGCGAAGGACGCGGAGAAGGCGCUCAAGCGCGCGCUCGUGGCGGUGAAGCAGGCGCGCGCGGCGUGGAAGAACAAGAACGCGCUGCGACUGGCCGCGGAGAAGAAGGCGGCGCAGAAGGCGGCGAUCGCGGCUGCGUUCGACGCCAAGGCGGACGCGGCGGAACGCGCUGCUGGCAUUGUCGCCCCUCCCUCCGCGCCCGCAUCCCAACCUGCGCCUGGCUCGCACCCCGCGCCUGGCUCGCACCCCGCGCCUGGCUCUAAUCCCGCGCCUGGAUCUAAUCCCGCGCCUGGCUCUAAUCCCGCGCCUGGCUCGAAACCCGCGCCUGGCUCUAAUCCUGCGCCUGGCUCUAAUCCCGCACCUGGCUCUCAAGCCGCACCUGGCUCUCAAGCCGCACCUGGCUCAAACCCUGCACCUGGCUCGCACCCUGCACCUGGUUCGCAGCCCGCACCUGGUUCCACACCUGCUUAG
Closterium sp. NIES-65 is the source of this 2955-nucleotide messenger RNA. The record is from the annotation of a GenBank genome assembly. NCBI's taxonomy places the organism in Eukaryota, Viridiplantae, Streptophyta, Zygnematophyceae, Desmidiales, Closteriaceae.